GGAAAACUGGGAACGCCCAUAAUAGUCAUUAUCAUUGCUUUCCUUGCUUGUUGGGUCUGACAGUCAGACCUGGUGAUAGAUACGAGCAGGUACAUAUUUGAAUUAUGUAGAAUAUCUCGUCGAAGAACACUGGCCUUUAUCUCCACAGCAUUUUCCAAGAGGUUCCACGAUGAGGUCCAAAGUGCAAUUAUACCUUCGGCCUGUUGUCAUGGCAUGCUAUUUCGUAGUGCUGCUGAUAGCCGUGCCACUGUCCAUAGUCUACUUAGUGGAGAAACAUUCUGAGCCCCAUGUGAUUGCGUGGUUUGUGGCGGGCAUUUUCGUUCUGGCCACUAUACCUAUGUCAUUGUGGGAUAUCUCCAUGCACUUGUCUAACUACACGCAACCUGAUUUGCAGCGGUACUACGUCAGAAUAAUCUGGAUGGUGCCUAUCUAUUCCCUUGACAGUUGGCUGGCUCUACGAUUUGCCACUGAGGGCAAUGCCGGCGUGUUUCUGGACACCGCCAGAGAGUGCUACGAAGCGUACGUCAUCUACAACUUCAUGAUGUUGCUUUUGACGUACCUGCGCAAGCAUACGACCACAGCGGAUGGCGGCGAACUGGACGAUGUGUACCACGGUCACAUGUUCCCCUUCAAAUACUGGCCAUUCAAGCUUUGCUUCAAGCCCUGGGAGCCUGGAAAGCAGUUCAUCCAUCGCUGCACCGUGGGCACACUGCAAUACACAUUGAUACGCGUGACCACCACCACCGUGGGCAUGGUCUGUGCAUUGGCUGGCUAUCAGCACAGACAAGAAAUCUUCAACAAUGUCACCAAUCGAACUGAAGUUGUGUUUCCGCUGAAUAAGUACUACUCCGACGGUGAAAUCUCAGAGAAGAAUGCCUACAUCUAUCUGGCGUUCAUCAACAACGUCUCGCAAGUGUGGGCAAUGUACUGCCUCGUCCUUUUCUACUAUGCCACGCGCGAGCGGCUGAAGUCGGUCAAGCCCUUUGGCAAGUUCAUGUGCGUCAAGCUGGUGGUUUUCUUCUCGUUCUGGCAGUCGGUGGUUAUCGCCAUUCUAGGCGUGGCCGGUGCAAUCCCCAGCAGCGCAUACUGGACCAACUAUACGCAGGAUACUGUCAAAUCCAGCAUCCAAGAUUUCCUCAUCUGCAUUGAGAUGUUCUUUGCGGCCAUUGCUCACCACUAUGCGUUCUCUGCUAGUCAGUUUGUGGACUACGCGGCUGACACACCGUCCUGCUUAGACGGUAUAAAGAGCAUGUGGGACGUUAGCGACGUCCGGGAUGACAUUGUGGAAAAGACCAGGACCGUUAUCCCGCAGCGGCGUGGCCACUCAUCUUCGGGCGCGGCAGGUGGGGAUGAAAGAACGCAGCUGCUACCUGUGGCAUCAGCUGAUGCUUCGCCAGUUUCCGGUGAACAUGGAGCAGUGAACAGGACGCCUGCAGCCGGGACAGCCUCCACCCAGGCUGGACAAGGCGUACAUGUAUGAUUCCCAUAGUCCAGACUGAAGAGAAGAAUCUGAUUAUGUUGCCACUUGCAGUUGAUGAAUGUCACCGGCUUGUGUUUCAUUUGUCGCACCUGAUGUCCUCUGUCUUUGCAGAAGGUGAGGUCUAGAAAAGUGCGCUGUUAUCAUCACGCAUACAUACGUGUUGUUGUGUUUGUGCCGAUUCCCAUGUCUGGCAGUCCGUCUGUGAACAAUUAUUGCCGCUUGCAGUCGAUAUGCAUGUGCAGUUGGGCACACGUCGUGUGUUGCUGACAUCGUUGUUUUCUCAUCUUGCUGCUUAUACUUCAAAGUACUUAUUUCUAUCUCUUGCGUUAUUUUUCUUUAGCUCCUGAUCAAAAUUCAUUUCUGUAGCAGGUGAAGCUGAGUACCAGCCAUAUGUUUUUUACUUGAAUUCUGCAAUUUUUAAAAUAUUUUAUUGCCGAAAA
This is a messenger RNA of Sycon ciliatum, 1920 nucleotides long. RefSeq names its product transmembrane protein 184C-like. NCBI's taxonomy places the organism in Eukaryota, Metazoa, Porifera, Calcarea, Leucosolenida, Sycettidae. The record is from RefSeq and is a predicted model, not a curated record. The transcript has 6 exons. Gene Ontology annotation, biological process: transport. Bases 170 to 1480 code for a protein of 436 amino acids. Gene Ontology annotation, cellular component: membrane. Gene Ontology annotation, molecular function: transporter activity.